Caenorhabditis angaria is the source of this 1773-nucleotide messenger RNA. The record is from the annotation of a GenBank genome assembly. NCBI's taxonomy places the organism in Eukaryota, Metazoa, Nematoda, Chromadorea, Rhabditida, Rhabditidae.
AUGGUUUCCAUCCUUUUUACAAAAAAAGUGUUAAUUGACAAUUCUGUUCCUCUGGUAUAUCUGGAAGAUGCUGAAGGUCUUAUAGUGAAACGACUUACCAUGUUGGAUGAUGAAGAUAUGUUGAAUUUCGAUGGGCCUUUUGGGGGUGAUUUCUGGUGGUGUAUUGUCUCCGAUCAAGGUGCACACUACACAAAAGCAAUUCUGCUCUUUCCAAACUCAAAAAAACCAAACUCUAUGAAAAGUGGUAUAGUUUUGGCAAUUUAUUAUGGAAAAGAAACGUAUGAUCUCCUCGAAAAAUGUUUCCAAAAGGUUUUCAAAGCAGUUGUAUCAAUGAAAAAAGUGACAAUAAACGGGAAAACAAGAAAUGUCGUUCAUCAUUGUACCGGUGAUAUGAAAAAUAUGGUGGCUUUGGCAGGAAUUGAAUCCUCAAAUUCGAUGUUUUGUUGUAUAUUCUGCUUUUACAAAGCAACGCUUUGCAAAGAUUGGGAUCAUUCCGAGAAUUUUCGUAUGCGAACCAAUUCAGAUCUCGUUGAAUGUGCAAUGAAAUACCAAUCGAAAAUCUUAACAUUCACUUCUGAAGCAAAACGCCACGCAUGGGCACAGGAAUGUUUUUCUUCUAUUCUUCUUCCACUCAUCUUGGUUUUAUUGUGUAAUUUUGUGCCCAGCGCUCUUCAUAUUUUUCUUGGAAUCGGAAAUCUUUUGUUGCAAUUUCUAGAGUUCGAGACAAUUCUUAUCGAUUUGAAAAAUGCUGGAUUUGAUGUUUCAAGCUUACAAAAAAGUAAUGAUAUUUCAAAAUUGAAACUGGAAAUUGAAAAAGAUGAGAAGUUGUACAAAAAAUUAGAAAAAGAAACCAAAGUAGAGCAACGAACCUUAGAAUUUUUGAAACAAAUAAACAAUAAUUUGGCAAAUCCGAGAAAAUCCAAAAAACAAUCCAAAGAUGUUCAACGUUGUUGCGCCUCUAGAUGUUUUCAUAUCGAUGCAAUUCCAUUCAAGAUCAAUCUUCCAGCCUCAAAAACCCUGAUCUGCUCGACUUGUCGCAACUGGUAUCACAGUAAUUGUGAAUUUAUUAUCUCUGAAUAUCACAUUGAUCAGGUUUCGAGUGAUUAUUGUUGUUUCGGUUGUCAAAGAUCAAGUAUGAAAUCUGGAGAACGAAUUGAGAAAUUACUCAUCGAAAACACUCAAGAACUCUCUAAAAUUUCUUCGAAACUUACCGAGCUUGAAAAGAAAAAAGAAGCCUAUGAAAAUAUUGUCUCAAAUAGAAAUGGAGACAAAACACGAGCUCUUGAAACAAUGUACAAGAGAGUAGGAGCAUACAAAAGUGCAUUUUUCACAAAAUUCAAUGGGAAUCAUCUAAGAAAAUGUUUCAAAGAUACAUCAAUCGUUCUUCUCUUUGAGCAUUUCGAAAGCCCACUUUCUCCAAAGCUCGACAAUCUCCGGAAAUCAAUGAUUAUUUUGAAUAGAAUACAAGAUUUCAGUUGUGCUUCUUUUUUGGAGGAUUCCCAAGUUCUAGAGUUACAACAAUCAAUUCGAGACUUUGUCGAUACUUUCAAGUUGUAUGCUCCUGAUCAAAAAGUUACGCCAAAAAUGCAUUGGCUAAUUCACUUGAUCGAAUUUGUUGAAAGAAAACGGACAUGGGGGUUGAUGUCCGAACAGCCAAUUGAAAGCUUUCAUGCUGAAUGGAAUAAAGUCGAGAAACGAUUUCUUCAUAUCACAGACAUCACAGAAAGAAUUUUCGCAAUGAUUUCUUAUUUUUGCUGCAAGCAUUUUUCAUGA